Messenger RNA from Homarus americanus (American lobster), 1977 nucleotides. RefSeq names its product chitinase-3-like protein 1. The record is from RefSeq and is a predicted model, not a curated record. The transcript is spliced from 10 exons. Gene Ontology annotation, biological process: chitin catabolic process; carbohydrate metabolic process. Gene Ontology annotation, cellular component: extracellular region. NCBI's taxonomy places the organism in Eukaryota, Metazoa, Arthropoda, Malacostraca, Decapoda, Nephropidae. Gene Ontology annotation, molecular function: chitin binding; chitinase activity. The coding region runs from base 159 to 1634 and encodes 491 amino acids.
CCUGGAGAUGAGAGAUAUCAGCUGUCAUGUGCAGGAGAUACAGCUGGGUGUCGUGUGCAUGUGGAUCAACACCUCGGGUAUAAAUGUUGGAGCAGACCUUCAGGAGCACCAGUGGUCGUCAACAUCCACAGUUGACUCCUUGACGAACAACAGACGUCAUGAAGUUGUUGGUGCCUCUCUCACUGUUGGCCCUCGCCCUCGCCGUCACAGCUGCUAACGAUGGCCUGAUGGUCUGUUAUUAUGGCUCUUGGGCCGUGUACAGACGGGGUAAUGGCAAGUUUGAUGUUGAGGCCAUUGAUCCUGCCAUUUGUACCCACCUCAUGUUUGGAUUUGCUGGUCUUGGCAGUGACAAUAAGAUCAAGGUACUGGACCCAUGGAAUGAGCUGUGUAAAGACUCUGGUAAGUGUGCCUACAACAGGUUCACCGCCCUUAAAGCGAGGAACACUAAUCUAGUCACCAUCUUGGCCGUCGGCGGCUGGAACGAGGGAUCCCCCAAGUACUCUACUAUGUCUAGCAGUGCUUCCACGAGGAAGAUCUUCGUCGACUCCUCUAUAGAGCUGUUGAAGGAGCACAAUUUCGAUGGUCUGGACAUGGACUGGGAGUACCCGACACAGCGUGGAGGCAAGCCAGAGGACAAGGUGAACUUCAUCAGCCUUCUGUCAGACCUCUCAACGGCGCUACACGCUAACAACAUGAUCCUGACGGCAGCUGUGUCAGCCGGUAAGCUCACCAUCGACCCGGCCUAUGAUAUCCCGGGUAUGGCUAAGCAUCUUGAUAUCGUCAACCUGAUGGCAUACGACCUGCAUGGUGCCUGGGACCCCUACACCCACCACCAGUCUGGCCUCUACCAGUACCCCGACGACACGGGAGAUAAUGUCUACCUCAACCAGGACUUUGCUGUGAGGUACUGGAUAGAUGGUGGAAUGCCAAGCACUAAGAUUGUAUUGGGUGUCCCUCUGUACGGUCGCUGCUGGAAGCUGGACUCUAACACAGAGGAGCAUGGCUACUAUGCCCCUGCUAGGAAUCCAGGACCUGCAGGACCCUACACCAGAACUCCCGGAUUUUUAGGAUACAACGAGAUCUGUGAGUUCCAGAAGAAAGAGAAUAACUGGGUGGUAGAGAUAGCACCAGGUAUGAAAGAGCCCUACACCUACAGCUACAGCCACAGUAGAAUCUGGUGCUCUUACGAUGACCAUGACUCCUGCGUCGAGAAGGCCAACUAUGCAAAGAGCAAGAACCUGGCCGGUAUGAUGGUCUGGAGUAUUGAGACGGACGACUUCCAUGGUAUAUGUGGUCGCCCCUUCGACCUUAUCAAGACUCUGAGGGAGACGUUUACUGGUGGUGACAUUCCUACACCACCCACACUACCCACCACUACCAUUGACCCAAGUGCACCCCCUACCACUGCUCCUCUUCCCCCUCCUGAUGACAAUUGUUCAAGACCUGGCAUCAAUGCUGACCCUGAGAACUGCCACCACUACUACCUCUGCACUGUGAGUGUUGACAACACAUAUAGUGCACAAGAGGAGCUGUGUGCUGCAGGCACACUUUUCAACCCCAAUGCCAGCAUCUGUGACUGGGAAGAUGCUGUGUGUGCUAUCGGCAGUGGCAUCUGCAAAAAUGACUGUCCUUGAACAUCUCGCCUCCAUCAUCAUACCAUCCUCAACAUGUCCUCUACAUAGCUUUACUGUUACACCUUGAACUGUGCUUGUGUAUGGGUACAACAAUGAAGUCCAUAUAUUUCCCUGCUCGGUGACUAACAUUUUACCAUAGACUGGAUGCAGGGGAGUGCCCAAUAAACUUACCUGAGUUCCUUCCAGGGGCAAAUCAGAAUCCAAUAAACUCAGCAACGUCAUACUUCUCUCAGGUAGUGUUUCAUGAGCACUGGUUAUCUCUGUUGAGAUGAUUUAUUUAUAUGUAUAUUAGGGAGUAAGGUAUUAUUUUCAAGUACUGCAUUGAAUAAACUCAUCUUUUGAA